AUGCGCGGUGAGAUCGACUGCAAGGCACCGGGCCUUCAGCUUCUGAGACACAAAGCGUUGGAGAAGCUGCAGUCAUGGCCUAGUCACGAGUUUCUGCAUAUGAAGCGAGAGUGGAAUCAGAGCGCAGAUCGACUAGCCAGCACAGCAUUGCAGAGCGAAAAGGGAAGAACGGUUGUAGCUGAAGAGGAUCGGCAAGAUCUGAUGACUCUGAACCGUCUCGAUGAAUUGUUGAAGCCCAAGCAAGAUGGUCAGCUAGCUCGGGUAACUGCGAUCGCGAGAUCAGCCAGGAGGAUACGUCAUGAACCUGAAGUGAUACAGGAGGAGAUAGUACAGAGGAUCAGGAUUCAACGAAUUGUCCAAGCUCAAGAUGAAGAGCGUUGGAUUGUCAAUCUCAAGACAUAUCUAAGUGGCGAUGUAUCAAACUUGGAUGCGGUAGAAGUGAAGAUGUGCGCCAAACUGGCGCCGGAAUACGAGAUCGAUGAGAACAAUCUGCUAUUUUUUUGCCCCAUGGCGAAAAGAGAGUCGGAAGAUCGCGAUGGUUUGAUGCGGUUGGUGAUCCCUGAGACGUUGCAGCAGGAUUUUUGCAUCACUAUCACACGAGUCUGGAAGGAGGCCAUCAGGGUAUUGGCCGAACCUAUCAGAGGAUCAGAUCGCGAUUUCAUUGGAGAGGACUGUAUCGGAGCGUUCAACGAUAUGUGGGCGAAUGUACCGACUGUGAGACCGGGAAAGGAAACCCGAUGA
This is a messenger RNA of Peronospora matthiolae, 741 nucleotides long. The record is from the annotation of a GenBank genome assembly. Lineage: Eukaryota; Oomycota; Peronosporomycetes; Peronosporales; Peronosporaceae.